Molecule: messenger RNA, 1638 nt
Organism: Schistosoma spindalis
Lineage: Eukaryota; Metazoa; Platyhelminthes; Trematoda; Strigeidida; Schistosomatidae
Source: the annotation of a GenBank genome assembly
GUUUAAAUGUCCACAUCGAACGACGAAAAUACUUGGAACCAAAUCGUGAAAGCAAAAGAAAUAAACUCAAAAGAGCAUCUAGUUUACACUCAGUAGUCACAAGAAUAUUGGAUAUAUUGAUAUUUGCCACUGCCCUUGAAACAACGCGCGCUGUCCGUUGGGAUUGUUACUUAUCCUGAAUGUGUUUCUCGAGCUGAUUUUGAGUAACUGCUUUUCAAGACGUUACAGCUUAAAGUAUUUUGGCAUCAAGGUUUCGUACUUAUCAUUCGUUAAUAGCAAUGGCCAGUAGUAAAUAUCCGGUAAAGAAGUACACAUGUCCGAUUCCGAUUAAAUGUCUUUCUUGUAAGCAUGAAGAAAAUACUACUCUAGGUAAGUCACCUUUUACCUUACAACUCAACUUUAUAGUUUUUGAUUCAUUGGAUCUUACGUCUGAAAUGAAGAGUCCCAUCAGUUUGAGUCCUAUUGCUUUGGAUUGUGAAAUGGUUGGGGUCGGACUCAAAAAUUCUAAUGCUUUAGGACGAAUUAGUAUUGUUGACUAUGAGGGAGAAGUUUUAUGUGAUGUUAUAGUUAAACCUGAAGAAGAAAUUUGUGAUUAUCGCACAACAUGGAGCGGAAUACGUGAAGAAGAUAUGUCUCGUGCAAUGCCCUAUUCCUAUGUUCGAGAGCUGGUUGAGAAGGUCAUACAUAAUCGUAUCGUGGUAGGGCAUAUGCUGAAGAAUGACUUCUCCGUAUUAAAUAUGAAGCACCCUCCUCAUUUGGUACGUGACACUUGUAGGGUUCCAUAUCCUAAGUUGCUUGCUGGUUUUCCCACGAAACCUGCAGUUGGCCUCAGAGCUCUUACUCUUCGACUUUUUGGCAUUAAUAUUCAAGAUGCUGAACAUUGUUCAAUUGAAGAUGCUCGUGCAUCAAUGGCAAUUUAUCGUUUAGUUAAAGAUAUAUGGGAAGCUGAUUUACUUAAAAUAAAUAAAAAACAAUUUUUAAAGCAUACUUCUAAUGAUAAUUAUAAAUCAAUAUGUGAUACAGAUAAUUGUCAAGAAUAUAUUACAACAACAUCAUCAUCAUUAUCAUAGAAACUUUUAAUAGUUUCUAAUUUGUAUAUGUUUUAAAAGUAUCAUAUAAAUAUCAGUCAACUAUAUCAAUGUUGGAUAAUAUUCAUCAUAUUUAUCCUAACAUUAAGGUAUCCGAAAACUAAUUCAUUCACUAUUGAACCUAUUUGACAAGAAUAUAAGAUUAUUUUGUUUUGUUUUUUUUUUGAUGGAAUUCUUUCCACUUUAUUUGUAACGAAAUCAUAUCAUACAUUAUAAAUAUAAACGUUAAGUAUUAUUAUAUCUAUAUUGCUAUAUGGAACUCAAGAUCACAUAUGAGACCGGAGGUUCACCAUUGAUAUUGUGGAUGGUUCAGCAUUACUUUGGCAAGUUUUACUGACUGUUCAUGCUUGAAACUGGUUUGCUGGUUAACCGAUUUUCAUUCACACUGAUGAUUGCUUUUCAGUGUUCUCAAGGAGAUUCUAUAGGAAUUUUUCUAGUCAUAUUUCCCUUCAUAACUUUUGAACGGAUUAUUAUUUUUCAAUGGGGUUUGCUUUGUGUUACUUAUCGAAUUGAGUACUAUUUAAUGAUGUGUAAUAUAUACAUAUACAUU